Pangasianodon hypophthalmus (striped catfish) is the source of this 1880-nucleotide messenger RNA. It is a transcript of the gene ccdc167, whose product is annotated as coiled-coil domain containing 167. Lineage: Eukaryota; Metazoa; Chordata; Actinopteri; Siluriformes; Pangasiidae. The record is from RefSeq and is a predicted model, not a curated record. The transcript is spliced from 4 exons. The coding region runs from base 199 to 549 and encodes 116 amino acids.
ACCAUGAUGUGGACAGUCUGAGAGCUCAGGAGCUCAGCCUUGCCUGCAGGGGGCAGUGUCUGUGUGCUGCUUACACUAAACACUCUCAGGAGAAAGAAGAAGAAGAGUUCUCCUGCAAGUCAGCUCAAACCAGACCUUUUUUAUAUUAGUAUUAUUAUUAUUAUAUUCUAGUACCUCUUACACGCACCGGCUAUCAGAAUGACAAAGGCAAAGACUAUAAAAAGGGAAAAGAUUAGUGUUGCGACUGAGAUUGACCGUAUUGAGGAGCAGCGACUGAAGUGUCAGGGUAGUCUGGAGAGGGCAGAAUUCAGACAUCGACGUGAGCAACUCUCAGAUGAAGACAAACAGGCCCUUGAGGAUGAAAUGGCGAUCAUGAAUGAGAGGAUAAGGAAAGAAGGAGCUUGCAGAUUUGCGAGGAGAGAACAGGAGGAAUAUGAUGCUCUCUGUAGCACUGUUGGCCAUCAGUGCUCUUUUCUAUUAUGCCUUUGUUUAUUAAGGACACCUGCAGCCACACACUGCCUUGACCUGUCAUCAAUCUUCUGUUUUUAGAAGGCUGAUGGCGAAAUGCAUCUUCCUAAGUGCAAGCCUGUUUGCUGGAGGCUUAAUCCUGGAUAUCAUGAUCACAAAAUCAUUUACAUAUACAUUACUGUGCAAAAGUCUUAGGCACCCUAUUUUUUUAAGUACAAAUUUUAUUAUAGAUUUUUAUUUUAUGACUUCUACAUUAUCGAGUCAGUAAAAAAACAUUUUAGAUUUCAAAACAUUAGUUUUCCAGCACAAAAUUAAAUGUUACAGAAAAAUGUUUGUAUGUCAGUAAAGAAAGCAACAGAUUACAUAAGAGACACUUUUCAGACAAAAAAACAUAAUGAAGGCUCCUGGGUUUUGCUGCAAAAAUAAGAAGAAAGUGUGACAGUCAAAGUCUCCAGAAGAACUGUGGCUGGUUCUGCAAGAUACUCAGUAACACUUACAGCUCAUUUCCUUAUAAAACUGCACACAUUGUACUUGAGACUACUGUUUGUUAUUUUUUUUAAAUAGUGGUCAUCACACCAAAUACUAACUUUAUUUCAUUUAUUACCAUUUACUGCUCUUUAUAGUAUUUUUUAAAUGUAGAAACAUAAAAUUUAAUUAUUUUUGAAGACAUCUUGCUCUAGCAUUUUUUUUUUUGCAUGUGCCUAAGACUUUUGCAGUAGUGUUAUUGCAGUACUGUGUUUUUUAUAUAUAUAUACACACACACACACACACCCCUGGGUUCUGGGAGAAAAAUGUUCCUCUCUUUUGACCAUAAUUCAGAAUUGCACAUAAAAUAUAUAAAAAGACAGAAACAGUAAAAAUAGAAAGAGAGAAUUUUUUAGAUUUGUAAAAAUCCAAAAUCAGAAGCUAAACUAAAGUUCCACAUUUGUAUCACAUUCGAAAUCAUUUUAAUUGUAUCACCAUUAAUAUUUUCACAUACACGGGUCUUUUUUUUUGGGGACCAUUUUUGUUAGGGGUGUGCAAACUUUUGCACUCCCAUAUGUCAUGUAUUAUUAGCACAAAUAUACAGUAUAAAGAUCUACGCAAAUUUCAUGUGCACUUGUCUCAUACUUGCCAAAAGCUACAUUUGCAGAUAACACUACAUGUGUGUAUUUUCCAUAAAACUGUAUAUAUUUGAGCUGCUGUUCUUUUUUUUUUUUCUUUUUUUUUUUUUUUUUAAACUUUUAAUGUAUAUUGUGUAUACAUCAUUUACUUAUUUUAAUGAAGGACCACUUUGGGUAAUGUAUUAUAUGCUGGGUGUCUUUUCUUUUUUUAUUUUGUGGUAGUUUUGAUGACUGCCAUCUGUGUGUGAAUAUCAGUAUGUGCAUCAACUAUCUUCAGGCCUUUGUGGUAUAAUAAAAGGAAUAAAUCAU